AUCAAAACCAAAAUAUUUGUUUUAUAAAACAAAACCAAACUUUUUUUUUUUUUUUCCAUUCAUUUAUCCUCUUCUUUUAUGUUCUUCUUUUGUCUGAUCAAUUUCCAACAACAACCGAAAACUGUCCUAAAGCUAAAGCCCCCGCGCUAUGGAAAUUCUAAACACUUCCUUUUUGUUUCAUCUCUUCGCCAUCAACCUUCUUGGCCUCUUGCUUCCUCUCUCCCUCCUUCUUCUCGCUCGUCUCUCUUCCGCCCUAUAUCUCCUUGCCCUACUACCGUGGCCCCCAUCCUUCUUGCUCUCUCUUAUCCUUUAUGUUAACUCUCCUCUUCUUUUCCUUCUUGUUUCUUUCGUCAUCCUCUCCACUCUUCUCCACUCUCUCACCGGAAAAUCCACUCUUCCGACCAAACUCCCCGGUCCCGUCUCCCAACCACGCCUUUACACGGCAUGGAUUUUCCUAUGUACUCUCCAAGUAUGUGUCGGCGUCGGAAUCGAGGGGAGCUUAUCGAGUGGGCUGAACGACUUGACGUCGACUGGCCACGUUGAGGGUGGCAUGUGGAGGAGACUGCUGUUUUUCUUCGGACUUCAUGAAGCCGUGGUGCACUGGACGAGGGUGGUGGUGAAGCCGGUGGUGGACGACACCAUAUACGGGGAAUCUCGGAAAGAGAAGUGGUUUGAGACGGCAGCUACCGCGGUGAGCUUGGGCGGGCUGUGGUGGUGGCGGUUGAGGGAUGAGGCGGAGGUGCUAGUGGUUGUGGCGGAAAGCAAGUGGUUGACGUCGACGGAAUUGGGUUGGGCAGACAUUUCCGGGUGGUGCUUAUAUUACAUUACCGUUGUAAUUGGAAUUGCUAAGAUUGUUAAGUACUGUAUUGGUUGGUUUGGUGGGAUUUUUGUCUCUAGAAAACAUUCUAAAACCUCCAAUCUGGUUGGUGUUGAAGACAAUGUUUGAAAUUUUUUAAUUAAAUUUACAAUUUGUUGGUGGUAAUUGGUAA
Messenger RNA from Cucumis melo (muskmelon), 989 nucleotides. RefSeq lists its product as uncharacterized. Lineage: Eukaryota; Viridiplantae; Streptophyta; Magnoliopsida; Cucurbitales; Cucurbitaceae. The record is from RefSeq and is a predicted model, not a curated record. The transcript has a single exon. The coding region runs from base 149 to 946 and encodes 265 amino acids.